AUGAGUGAACUAUCAGAAGCUGAGAAACGUCAACUCUUAAGAGAAAGAAGACAAAGGAAAUUUAAAAAUGGGGGUGCCUCUUCAAGAUUGAAUCAAAUUACUGGACAGAAUAAGGAUAGUCAGUUAAGUACAGAAUCCCCAUUAGAUGUGCAGACAGCUGCUACAAAAAAUACUAUAGAAAUGGAUGACUUAUUUGCUAAUGUUAAGAAAGCUUCAGUAGAAAAUAAGGCUAAACAAGCAGCUAUCAAAAAGAAAACUGAGAAAGAACAAAUACAAAAUCCAGUGAAUCCGGAAUUAGAAAUGUAUAAACAUCUAGCUGAAAAGACUCAGGAUGACGGUUCAUCGACACCAGAAUUUUUUUCUAUGCUCCAAUCAAUGCAACAAAGCUUUGGUGAAGGUACUGCUACUCCAAGUUCACAAGUUUUUCCUGUGGACCAAGCUAACUUAGACUACUACAAUUAUAAAUUGAAUAACAUGAAAGCUGUUUUCAUACUUAUUAAAUGGCUAGUGUUUUUACUACCUUAUAUAUAUUUUGUUACAAGACCAAAAUUACAGCAGUUUAACCAUCAAUUUUCUUUAUCUGCUUUAACUGAUUCAAGAAAUUUCUUUAUGGUGUUUUUAAGUUUUGAAAUUGUUGCUAUGUCAGCAUAUUUACAGAAAUUGAAGGGCUUACAAAAAGGUCAUAAAAUUGACCCAAUACAAAAUGCUGGUAAAUUUGCAAAUCUAAUUGGAUUAAUUCCAGAAGGUAUAUUGCCAAUUAAUAAUUUAAAAGGAAAGGCUGUUUUAUGUUUACAACAUUUAGACUUACUUUCCUUGUUUUUAACUGAUUUGGCUUUUGUCAUAAUAAUGAUUGGUAUCGUUAGCGUCUUUUGA
This is a messenger RNA of Tetrapisispora phaffii CBS 4417, 873 nucleotides long. RefSeq names its product GET complex subunit GET2 (gene GET2). The coding region runs from base 1 to 873 and encodes 290 amino acids. NCBI's taxonomy places the organism in Eukaryota, Fungi, Ascomycota, Saccharomycetes, Saccharomycetales, Saccharomycetaceae. Gene Ontology annotation, cellular component: GET complex. The transcript has a single exon. The record is from RefSeq and is a predicted model, not a curated record. Gene Ontology annotation, biological process: protein insertion into ER membrane; retrograde vesicle-mediated transport, Golgi to endoplasmic reticulum.